ACGUAUUGUGCGUUUCAGAAACAGUUUUGUUUUCGUACCACCGGGACAUAUCGUUCGGCCAUGGUCACGUCCGCACGGAUUGUGUAUUUGUCCGACUAGUCAGGGUGCUAAUACCAAGUUUGUGCCGUAAAAAAAAGCCAACAGAAUAUUAGCCAAAAUAAUAAAUUCUAAAACCCCCCCUCGUGCUGCCGUUGAUCGUUUGUCCGCCGCGCUACUAUCGCCCUGUGUCCCGCGAACGCGUCACACGAGCACCGCGAGCCAGUGGAGGAACAAUAUGGCUAUGAAUUGAUGAAAACGUUGCGCGUGUCGACCGCUUGGGCCUGUGGAAAAUAAUGCAAAUAUUUUGUUCUGGCCAGUCAUACUACAAAUUCCGUCCCAGAGUGACAUGUACAGCAGUCAAUCACAAGGUUUGUGUUCAGAACGGCUGGUGGCUGAUGAUAGUGUUGCAAUUGUUACGCAUCACAAAAAACGCAAGCUGGACCAAUUACAUAACGCCGCUUGCGGCCCAGAAAAUUACCAUCACAACAAAUACAAACUAAGUUCGUUACACCACCAUUACGAACCGAUUGUUGAGUUGGUCUCGUAUGAACCAAUCAAAUAUCGCAAACAUCAUGGUACUUCUAAUGCUCCAUCCAACAUAAAGGCCAGCCCGACAUCUGCCCAUAAUCAGAAUUUCAUAAGGGCAUCAACUAUCAAGCUCCUGGACACAUAUCAACGCUGUGGACAAAAGCGCAAAUCAUGUGAAAAUGGCGUAACCAAUGGUGCAGAGUCUAGUUGUGGAGCUGGAGGAGGAAAUACUACAUCAACGACCACUACUAAUACGACCACCACAACGGGGCAACAAGGGAAACAGGGGGCUGAUGGUGACUAUCAGUUGGUUCAGCACGAAGUAUUGUACUCGAUGACGAACCAGUACGAAGUUCUUGAAUUUCUAGGCAGAGGCACUUUUGGACAGGUUGUAAAAUGUUGGAAAAAAGGGACAAACGAAAUUGUUGCGAUUAAGAUAUUAAAAAAUCAUCCAUCAUACGCUAGGCAAGGUCAAAUCGAAGUGAGCAUUUUAUCACGACUGAGCCAAGAAAAUGCAGACGAGUACAAUUUCGUUCGUGCCUACGAAUGUUUCCAACAUAAAAAUCAUACAUGUUUGGUGUUUGAAAUGUUGGAACAAAAUUUGUACGAUUUUCUUAAGCAAAAUAAAUUCAGUCCUUUACCAUUGAAAUUUAUCAGGCCAAUAUUACAACAAGUGUUAACUGCUCUACUAAAAUUGAAGGAUUUGGGACUUAUUCAUGCAGAUUUAAAACCAGAAAAUAUCAUGCUUGUCGAUCCUAUUCGGCAACCCUACAGAGUUAAAGUUAUAGAUUUUGGUAGUGCGUCGCAUAAAAGUAAGGCUGUAUGUAACACGUAUUUGCAGAGUAGAUAUUACCGAGCUCCAGAAAUCAUAUUAGGCUUACCUUUUUGUGAGGCAAUCGAUAUGUGGAGUUUGGGAUGUGUUGUUGCGGAAUUGUUUUUGGGUUGGCCGUUGUAUCCAGGUUCAUCUGAGUACGAUCAAAUACGCUACAUUUGUCAGACCCAGAAUUUGCCCAAUUUAGAUAUGCUGACGAAUGCUUCUAAAACGUCCAAGUUUUUCUACAGAGACGUUACUUACCAAAACAACUGGAGGUUAAAGAUUAUGGAAGAACACGAAGCUGAAACUGGGAUAAAGUCCAAAGAAGCAAGGAAGUACAUUUUCAACUGUCUAGACGACAUUGGACAAGUAAACGUGCCAACAGAUUUGGAAGGAGGUGAGCUUUUAGCGGAAAAGGCCGACAGGCGAGAAUUUAUUGAUCUUCUGAAGAGAAUGUUAUCCAUGGAUCCGGCCAACAGAAUACAUCCCAAUACAGCUCUUUUACAUCCGUUUGUCACUUUGGCGCAUUUAGUUGAUUUUGCUCGUUGUGACAAUGUUAAAGCUAGUGUACAAAUGAUGGAGGUUUGUCGACGUGCAUUGCCCGAUCAUCAUUCGAGUGGUGGUCCGGCUGUUCUGGUCCCGGCCACAAAUGGGAAUGCUAAUGUCACGCUUACUUUUAAUAAUCAGUACCAACUAUAUAACAGCCGGUCAAUGGCUCGCCAAUAUAGUGGCAGCUCAAAUCAGCAUCAUCAGCUUUCGAUACUUUGUUCAGCUGGUCCUGGAGCAUAUCAAACUGGAACAUCGCCCCCAAAACACGUUACUGUCAUGCCACCUCCACCUCAUCCUUCUCAGCUCCAAAUUCAACACUCGGCCAGUCUGAUUACGCAACAGCCUGGUGGCGGCCAACAACAGUAUGUGCCAGUAUCGAUGGUCGAUGGUAGUCGUCAAAUGAUAGCUACGUGGCCCGCACCUCCUGCGUCUCACCACCGUCAGAUGACUAUUGUACAGCCCCCCGGGGCAGGAGCGCCAUCGGCUGCGUGGCAUCCGGCUUCAGCAGCUGCAGCUGAUUGGGCAGCAGCAACAGUUCCUAGACCGCUCAUUGUGGAUUCUGCUACUGCUAUACUUCAAGAACAGCGCCCGGUGGCUUUUACCACAACCGAUGUAUAUGAUGGUCUGCUGGAAAGCCCUACAAUGGUCGGAACGAUAUGGGGCAGUUCCAGUAACAACGGAAAAUCGCGUUCGAACAAGGCACAUAUAGGCGCAUCUCAGCCCCACCAUCAUCAUUCGCUGUCGAGUUAUCAUCAACAAGCCCCGCCAGCUCAUCACCACCAUCAUCAUCAUAGACAAGACAAGAAAGACACGGUCAUAAGUGCCACUAAUCAACUGAGUCCGGUUAAAAAACGAGUAAAGGAAGGAACACCUCCACAAGUCGAGUAUGAAGGAAGAAAUAACAGAGGCAGUCUAACUUUGGACAAUGUUCCAAACUGGCAUCAGCCUUCUCCUAAUUACAAACAAACAGCGCAAAACAGACAACACCACACUAUAACGAUUCAUGAUACUCCAUCUCCUGCUGUAUCUGUUAUCACAAUAUCUGAUAGCGAAGAUGAAGCUUCGACUAAGGGAGCUCAAUUGAACUUGAAAAUGAACCGUAAAAAUGUAAUAUCUUGCCUGACGGUUGGCGAGAGUGAUAACGAAGAACAAGUGUUAUCGAAACAUGUUCCUUAUCAUCCGAAACAACUUCAGAACAUGCGUUCGACUCCGGUCAUUUAUCAGCCUCAGUCAAAGAACUCUAAUAUACAGAACGGAGAAUAUAUUGCUUGUCACAAUAGCCCCUCCAGUGUAGAGUUAAAUGGCCAAUAUUCACAGCAUUCUUCGGUCAACAGCAAUUCUCAACAAUCAAUUUACAUGCCACAAUUGCCCAGUGAAAUCAAACACGAACCUCAUUAUAGCAGUUCUUCUUCACAUAUCGGCAAUACAAUUACUCAGUCGCAACUGAAAAGAAUGGUGUCUAAAGUGCAGCAUUCACAUCAGAGUCAAGAUAUUUUCAAUUCGACAGGCACGAACAAACAAGAUCCACCUCAAGCUAUCGAAUAUUAUUGCAGUGGAACAAACUGUAAAGAUCCUUAUCAUUACGUUUCACCGCACGACCAACAUAUUGUUUACGCUGGCGAUAAACGUAUAUCGUAUGCUAUUCCGUCAGCUCACAAGCGCAACGUUACUAACCCUAUGGACUAUCAGUUACAACCUCCUGUAGCCCAUUCUAGUAGGGAUUCUCAUUUAAUACCUGCUCCAAAGACGGCUUGGACCCAGCAAGCAAUUCCUGUACAUCAAGCUUACAGGAGCCACGUUCCAGACUACACCGCGGCACAUCUUUCGCCACAAGCUUUGGGGACUAACCGUGGUCUUUCACCUCUUGCCGGUCAACCCUUGUAUCAUCAAAGCGACAUCUACCGGCGACAGGCGGUUUACGUAACGACUGGACAACCGCCAACUGCUGCUGCGUAUUUGCCGACUCAACAAGUUCCUGCCGCCGCGUUUGCCGCUGGUCCUAUUCCGCCGCCGGCUCAUCACGCCAGUGCAAGACCCAUACUUACAACUCACGCUACCCAUCCGUUGCCGGCUCACAUGCAACCGACAGCGGUGUACGGUUACUUGAGCCCUGCCAAAACACACCAUCAGUAUCAACCGUUGUGGUUUGCCGAGUAGGGUUUAUCACAGGGGUCUGACAAUAAAUUAAUGGCACCUCUACUUAACAACAAUGAUCAUCUAGUCGUUAAAGUCAGGCCUCUGUAUAUGUUAACAACAGAUCCUGUACUCACCUAAAGUGUCUUUUUUUUUUCUUUUAUGUAAAUAUGUUACUUUUAUUUUUUCAAUUUUGAAUAGUACUAUUUUUUCUCCUUGUUAUUAUGUUACUAUUUUAAAACUAAUUAUUCGUUGCACACAGUCUUAACGAAAACCAAAUAUUGUGACAUUUCAGACUCAUUUAUUAACUUAAAAAAAAUA
Messenger RNA from Adelges cooleyi (spruce gall adelgid), 4384 nucleotides. RefSeq names its product homeodomain-interacting protein kinase 2 (gene Hipk). Bases 386 to 4087 code for a protein of 1233 amino acids. Gene Ontology annotation, molecular function: protein tyrosine kinase activity; protein serine/threonine kinase activity; ATP binding. The transcript has 21 exons. The record is from RefSeq and is a predicted model, not a curated record. Gene Ontology annotation, biological process: peptidyl-threonine phosphorylation; peptidyl-serine phosphorylation. Gene Ontology annotation, cellular component: cytoplasm; nucleus. NCBI's taxonomy places the organism in Eukaryota, Metazoa, Arthropoda, Insecta, Hemiptera, Adelgidae.